CCAUCUUCGCCGGCUCGGCACCCGCGGCCUCUGCGUCCUUCUGCGUGCGGCGGCCGAGCCGGCACCGUCCGGCGCAUGUGCUGCUCGCGUCUGUCGGGUCAGAGGUCACGGGGAAGGUCGUAGAAGAUGUACUGCCUCACUGCGUCCAUGCUGCUAAGGGCCAUGGCCCAGGCUGCGCGUACAGGACAUGCCAGUGGCCGGAGCCUCCAUAGCAGCGUGGUGGCAGCAACCUACAAGUAUGUGAACAUGCCGGAAGAGAAGACAGACAUGAAGUCUAUGACUGACCGUGCAGCCCGGACCCUGCUAUGGACAGAGCUCUUCCGAGGCCUGGGUAUGACCCUGAGCUACUUAUUCCGGGAGCCAGCCACUAUCAACUACCCGUUCGAGAAGGGCCCUCUGAGCCCGCGCUUCCGGGGGGAGCAUGCGCUGCGCCGCUACCCAUCAGGAGAGGAGCGCUGUAUUGCCUGUAAGCUCUGUGAGGCCGUCUGUCCCGCUCAGGCAAUCACCAUCGAGGCUGAGCCGAGAGCUGAUGGCAGCCGCCGGACCACCCGCUACGACAUUGACAUGACCAAGUGCAUUUACUGCGGCUUCUGCCAGGAGGCCUGCCCCGUGGAUGCCAUCGUGGAGGGCCCCAACUUUGAGUUCUCCACCGAGACACACGAGGAGCUGCUGUACAACAAGGAGAAGCUGCUCAACAACGGGGACAAGUGGGAGGCCGAGAUUGCUGCCAACAUCCAGGCUGACUACCUGUACCGGUGA
This is a messenger RNA of Jaculus jaculus (lesser Egyptian jerboa), 759 nucleotides long. It is a transcript of the gene Ndufs8, whose product is annotated as NADH:ubiquinone oxidoreductase core subunit S8. Gene Ontology annotation, biological process: mitochondrial respiratory chain complex I assembly; mitochondrial electron transport, NADH to ubiquinone. The transcript has 7 exons. Gene Ontology annotation, molecular function: NADH dehydrogenase activity; 4 iron, 4 sulfur cluster binding. Lineage: Eukaryota; Metazoa; Chordata; Mammalia; Rodentia; Dipodidae. The coding region runs from base 127 to 759 and encodes 210 amino acids. The record is from RefSeq and is a predicted model, not a curated record. Gene Ontology annotation, cellular component: membrane.